AUGGAGGAGAAAUUUUGGAGGGACAAGUUCAAAGUUAAAUGGCCCUUAGAGAGUGAUAGAAAUACUACGUUCUUUCAUCGCAUCUCUAAGAUCAAGCAAAAGUUCAGACCGAUUUCUAUGCUCAUGAAUGGAGAUGCGGACUUUAAAAUGGUGGAGGACACAAUUCCGUCGAUUGUGGAUUAUACAACUAAUCAUAUUCUAACAUCCAUUUCCUCUUUAGAUGAAAUUUCUACUGCGGUUUUCAAUCUCAAUAAAAGUAGUGCCUUUGGUCCAUAUGGCUUCGGUGCGGUUUUCUUUCAAACAUAUUGGGAUAUUAUCAAACAUGACGUGUCAAAUGCAGUUCUUCAAUACUGGUUGGGUGCUGCCUAG
Messenger RNA from Lathyrus sativus (Indian pea), 369 nucleotides. The record is from the annotation of a GenBank genome assembly. Lineage: Eukaryota; Viridiplantae; Streptophyta; Magnoliopsida; Fabales; Fabaceae.